CAGAUAUGCUUAUAUCUCACUCUCUUAAUCAAUCACCACCAAAAUUUAUCAAGCACAAUCUUGGCUCUCUUCAUUAUUUGUCUUUAUUUUGCAAACCCAGAAUUUCGAAAAGGAAAUUCAGAUAAUGAGUGAAGUUGUUGUUUCAGGUUUUCUUUCCUCAUGUCAACGCAAUUAUUUCGUUUCCAGACCCGACAAUUUCAGCAAUGGAAAAUGGCAAUUGAAGCUCAAGAAACCGGAAUUCCAAUGCCAGGCAAAUACCAAGCCGAAAGCACACAAAUAUUUGGUCACAAACGAGUUAGCAGCUACACAUUCCGCAAGAAUUUUCACUGAUAUUCCUCUAUAUGAGAUUCCCGGGGCUUUGUUCGAUGAGUAUUUGGAUGAUAAACCCAGAAUUUUUAAGGCAAUGUUCCCUGAUAGUAGUAGAAGCCAACAGCUUAAUAAGGAUGAAUGGAGAAUCCAGAUGUUGCCUCUGCAGUUAUUGGUUCUAAACGUCUGGCCAGUAGUGGACUUGAGGCUGAUAUGCAAAUCAGGAGGUAGAGAUUACCCGCCGGAAGUCCCUUGUGAUAUCACGAAAGUUCUCGAGCUCGACAUUACAAGAUGGGAACUCCAAGGGCUUGGUAAUGUUGUUGAUCCAUCUCAUUUCACACUCGACGUGAAAGGAACAUUAUACCCUGAUAGAAGAAGUAGAACCCGGCUCAGGGGUCAUUUAGAGAUGCAUGUAAAUUUCGUCCUUCCUCCUGCACUCGCUUUGAUUCCUGAAAAUGUGCGGAACAGCCUCGGAAAAGGGGUGAUGACAAAGUUGGUUGAGAGCAUGAAGCAGAAAGUAGAUGGUAGCUUGCUUGCGGAUUACAGUAAAUUCAAGAGGGAAAGGUCCGAUAUGCGUGUUUAG
Hibiscus syriacus is the source of this 889-nucleotide messenger RNA. RefSeq lists its product as uncharacterized. The transcript has 6 exons. Lineage: Eukaryota; Viridiplantae; Streptophyta; Magnoliopsida; Malvales; Malvaceae. The coding region runs from base 125 to 889 and encodes 254 amino acids. The record is from RefSeq and is a predicted model, not a curated record.